Messenger RNA from Anarrhichthys ocellatus (wolf-eel), 3486 nucleotides. It is a transcript of the gene ddx42, whose product is annotated as DEAD (Asp-Glu-Ala-Asp) box helicase 42. NCBI's taxonomy places the organism in Eukaryota, Metazoa, Chordata, Actinopteri, Perciformes, Anarhichadidae. Bases 82 to 2799 code for a protein of 905 amino acids. The transcript has 19 exons. Gene Ontology annotation, molecular function: RNA helicase activity; ATP binding; nucleic acid binding. The record is from RefSeq and is a predicted model, not a curated record.
UUUGCGCGCACUAAUGACGUAAGCGCCUCUCAGUCUUCUGAAAACAUUGGAGGUUUCACUGGCACAAGAAACAGCACAGCCAUGAACUGGAACAAAGGUGGUCCAGGUGUGAAGCGAGGGUUCGGAUUUGGAGGAUUUUCCCUCGCAGGGAAAAAAGAAGAACCGAGUGUUCCUCAGAACCCGAGCACAACAUUCGGAACCCCGGGAUCGAGUGGAUACGGGAAGGGCCAGCAGCUCCCAUCGUUCUACAAAAUAGGGACAAAAAGAGCCAAUUUUGAUGAGGAAAAUGCGUAUUUUGAGGACGAUGAAGAGGAGUCCAGCAGCAAUGUCGACUUGCCGUACAUUCCAGCGGAGAACUCGCCCACACGGCAGCAGAUGCAGUCUGGUGGUGGGUCAGACAGUGAAGAUGACCCACUGGACGCCUUCAUGGCAGAGGUUGAGAACCAAGCAGCUAAAGACAUGAGGAAACUAGAGGAAAAAGAAAAGGAGAAAAAGUCAGCCAAGGGUAUUCGUGAUGACAUUGAAGAAGAAGAUGAACAAGAAGCCUACUUCCGCUACAUGGCAGAGAAUCCCACUGCCGGGCUGAGCCUAGAGGAGGAGGAUGAAAACAUUGACUAUGACAGUGACGGGAACCCAAUUGCCCCCACCACCAAGAAAAUCAUUUUGCCGCUUCCCCCCAUUGACCACUCUGAGAUUGAUUACCCACCCUUUGAGAAAAACUUCUUCAAUGAGCAUGAAGAGCUCAUCAACCUGACUGGAACUCAAGUGUUGGAGUUAAGGCACAAAUUGAACUUAAGGGUGUCUGGUGCAGCUCCUCCAAAACCUUGUACUAGCUUUGCCCACUUCAACUUUGAUGAGCAGUUAAUGCACCAAAUCCGCAAGUCCGAGUUCACUCAGCCCACACCGAUUCAGUGCCAGGGUGUGCCCAUAGCUCUGUCUGGACGUGACAUGAUUGGUAUUGCAAAAACUGGCAGUGGCAAAACUGCAGCUUUUAUCUGGCCCAUGCUGGUUCACAUCAUGGACCAAAAGGAACUGGAGCCAGGAGAGGGGCCCAUCGCCAUCAUCGUGUGUCCCACCAGAGAGCUUUGUCAGCAGAUCCACGCAGAAUGUAAGCGUUUUGGGAAAGCCUACUCUUUGCGUUCUGUGGCAGUUUACGGAGGAGGCAGCAUGUGGGAGCAGGCCAAAGCUCUGCAGGAGGGAGCCGAGAUUGUGGUCUGCACUCCGGGUCGUCUGAUUGACCACGUGAAAAAGAAGGCCACGACCCUGCAGAGAGUGUCAUACCUGGUGUUUGAUGAGGCAGAUCGCAUGUUUGAUAUGGGUUUUGAAUAUCAGGUUAGAUCUGUUGCUAGCCAUGUCCGCCCAGACAGACAGACCCUUCUGUUUAGCGCUACUUUCCGGAAGAAGAUAGAGAGGCUUGCCAGAGACAUCUUGGUCGAUCCUAUCCGCGUGGUGCAGGGAGACAUCGGAGAGGCCAAUGAGGAUGUCACCCAGAUGGUGGAGAUGCUGCGCAGCGCCACAGAUAAAUGGGACUGGCUGACCCGGCGGGUGGUGGAGUUCACCUCCAGCGGCUCGGUCCUCAUCUUUGUCACUAAGAAGGCAAACUGUGAGGAACUGGCUACUAACCUGACCCAGGAGGGUUACAGCCUGGGCCUCCUGCACGGAGACAUGGACCAGAGUGAGAGGAACAAGGUCAUCAGCGACUUCAAGAAGAAGAAUUUGCCUGUUCUGGUCGCCACUGAUGUAGCUGCUCGCGGUCUGGACAUCCCAUCCAUUCGCACAGUGGUAAACUACGACGUGGCGCGAGACAUCGACACGCACACACACAGAAUUGGUCGAACUGGUCGUGCUGGAGAGAAGGGUGUGGCUUACACUCUCCUCACCAACAAAGACACCACAUUCGCUGGUGACCUCGUGAGAAAUCUAGAGGGAGCCAAUCAGUCAGUUUCCAAAGAACUGAUGGAUUUAGCCAUGCAGAAUCCCUGGUUCAGGAAAUCCAGAUUCAAGGGUGGUAAAGGAAAGAAGAUGAAUAUUGGCGGAGGAGGUCUUGGUUACAGAGAGAGACCCGGCCUGGGGGCUGAAAGUUCUGAACGCAGCGGCAACUUUUUGUCUUCCACUAGUAGCUUUGAAGGCUACAGCAAACCAACCAGCGGGGCGAUGGGAGAUCGCAUGUCUGCUAUGAAAUCAGCCUUCCAGGCUCAGUAUAAGAGCCAUUUUGUGGCAGCGUCCAGCGGCCCCCCGAAGCUGAGCACUAAGUCUAACAGCUCGUCAUGCUGGACUAGCGCCGGCAGCCUGAGUUCUGUGCCGACCGAGUCCCCCGAUGGUGCCGAGCGGGCCCAGAGCGCCGCCUUGUCCAUGACCAUGUCCGGCUUCACCAGCGCUGGCACCCUGAGCUCUGUGCCCGCCACUCAAACCAGUUCACAGCCCAACUACCCUCCGCCCGCACCUCCCCCACAGAGAGACAUCCCUCGGGACAGACACGGGGAGGACCGGGGGCGCCACGACAGUUACCGCCACAGCGACAGGAGCGAGCGACAAAGCGGGGAAGAUCGAUUCGGGGACCGGGAUCGAGACAGAGAUCGCGACCGCCACGGAGACCGGGACCGCUACAGCAGCAGCCGCCACGGAGAUAGUCGUAAUGGAGACGGAAGCAGGAGGGAAAGAGAGGAUCGGAGGAGUGAGAGGGACGGGGGAGACAGGGGGAGUGGAGAAGGGAGGGACAGAGAGGAUCGGAGGAAUGACGAUGAUAGCUUUGCGGUCCCUGAGCCACCAAAGCGUAGAAAGAGUAGGUGGGACAACUAAAGAAAACAAAUAAACACACCAAUAGAAUAAUAUGUGCAACUAACUGCUCCAUGAUGAGCGUGUCUGUUGUGUAGGCAGAUAGCAGAGCAUAUCAGAGGCUGGCACAGGACCAUAAGGGGGGUUUGUGGACUUUGAAUAAAAGUGUACAGUGAGGUUGGUUAGGACCUCAUGAAGAGUGUCAGACAGAUCAACACGAGCAGCUCAGAGACGGUCACUGUACAUUUAUCAUCAAGACUGUUGUAAGUCAGCAGGAUCAAACAAUAGAGCUGUAAUGAAUCCUGCCGUCAGUAAACAAUUCAAAACUAGGAUCAUGUUGGUUAUUGUCUUGUUUGAGCUCCUAAAAUGCUUUCGUGCUUGUAAACCUGAGGCUUUAUUUUUGUUCCUGAUCCUUUGCAAAGAGUGUUUGUGUGUUUUGCAUUUUGUCGAUGUACAAAAUUAACUCUUAAAACUGUUUAAUUUACAAAAGCGCUCUGUGAGGAUUCACAGUCUCGCACACACACACACGUAUGUUAAAACUAUGUAGCUCUUUCUGUGUCUUGUAUUCAAGUUCUAGUGGAGUGUCUUUCUUUGGCAUUUAAGUUUGUCUAUGCUUUUCAAGAAAGAAACUUGUUUGUAUGUUUGGAAUUUGAAGUGUUCAUUCACACAUGGAAAAUUAGGUUUUGAUUAAAAAGAUUCCUUUGGCGUCAA